This is a messenger RNA of Ostrea edulis (European flat oyster), 1388 nucleotides long. RefSeq lists its product as uncharacterized. NCBI's taxonomy places the organism in Eukaryota, Metazoa, Mollusca, Bivalvia, Ostreida, Ostreidae. The record is from RefSeq and is a predicted model, not a curated record. Bases 129 to 1070 code for a protein of 313 amino acids. The transcript has 9 exons.
UACAUACACACACAUUUUAUUAGUGUUUCAGUCACAUGUAUAUCCAUCGUAUGAAUAGAAAUAAGGACAUUCUGUAUUUCAGAACGGAUGAAGAACAUUCACCAGGAUAAAUAAAAUUAUCAUCAUAAAUGGCUGGAUUAAAAUACACAAUAACAUUCAUUACUGUUAUCUGUUGGGGGUCAGUCGUAUCCAUAAAUGCCAAUUGGAGAAACGCGAUGGAGAUCUGUGUAUUAGGACAUCAACAGCCUUCAUCUGAGGACAAUGCUACAAAGAAUGGUUCUUGGGUGGGCAAAGUGAAAUAUUCGUUCCCUUGGGGUACCGGGAUUUUGCAGAUACAGACGGUCAACAAAAAUAAUACAUGUUCAGAUUGUGAUGCCCAGGGAAAUCAGUGCGAAUUUUGUAAUAAUCGUAUCCAGCUAAAUGGUAGUGUUGCAAUCCUUGAAGUUCUAAGAAAUUUGAAGUCCGGAAGACAUUAUAUACUUGCAGAGUUUGGAAAACAAUCUUUAAGUGGACUACCUCCACCCACACAGUGUAUGGUACACAGAGGCGCUUCACAUACCGAAUAUUUCUCUUGCAAUGAAAAGUAUGAUGAUGGAUGCCAUGAAUCGGGUGAAAAUUCCAGUACUUAUAUCACCAUUUCUUUUGAUAUGCAUUGUAAUGGUACAACACAAGCAGACAUGGAUUUUGUGAAAUAUGCCCCUGAAGAAAGCACUGGUGUCGAAAACGGAUUUCAUAGCAAGUUAAAGCCAGUAUGCUGUAAACCAUUACCAUUCUUCUGCUUCUCUGAGGAAUGCCACCUAAAAAACGAGCAGCGACCCAGAGACCCCCAGGGGGUUGGGAUGAAACGUAAUCGUCGGACAACAGCUCAACUCCAGGAACGAAGUCCAAAUCACACGGCCACCUCUUGGACGGAUCGACUAGCCCCUGCAGAGGGGCAGCCACAGCCCCCUGAGGAGAUCCUCGAUUCCCAAUGGAUAAUACACAGGAUAACCCGGCAGUUGAGGAGCAUGAAUAUUGAUGUGGUGUGUGUCCACGUAUACUCUCAAUACAUCAGCCAGCAGGAGAGUUGACAACAGUAUCAAGGACAGAUGCCAAAUCUAGGGCAAUCAACACAUCAUGUGGUACCGGAAAACAGGAUAAAGAAACGAACUACAUCUAUUUUCAUUUCAUGUUAAAUCGAUGACAUUGUUAAUCUUGUUUUAAAUUAUCACAUUAAAACACAUUAAUCUAAUCCCGUGGGGAUCCGGGUUAGAAGAGGUCCUCAGUAUCCCUUGCUUCUCGAAAGAGGCCACUAAAUGGGGUGGAAUGGGACGGUCCUUCGGAUGAGACUGCAAAAACCGAGGUCCCGUGUCACAGCAGAUGUUAAUAAAAAUAAAUGUGUGAUAUUG